CUGGGUGACGUCACGGCUUUCGAAGCGUAAAAUAAUUUACCGCUACCGCCUCCUCCGCAUCAGAUAUACAAGCCAUUUGAACCACACAGGGUCAUAGAACAAGAUAGUCUUUCUUCCUUGGUAUAUGCAUCAAUAUAUUGUGCCUAUUGAAUAAGAUACUGGAGGUCGUUUUGAGUCCUGUUGAGCGUUUCAUGUCAAAAAGAGCCAUCAUGUGACUAGAAGUGGCUUAAAUGUUCAUCCGUGAGUCAAUUGGAUUUGACAACCAGACCCAAUCCUCCGCCUCGUCGUUCCCACUGAAGAUCUCGAAAUGUCCAGCCGUCCGUCCACUUGGAACGUUCCCGCCUCAAAAGUUGCGAAGAGAGCGCAUAAUCCUAUUCGUCAAAUUGUCGAUAAGCUGAAAAUUGAUCCCAACGCUCAAAAGCAAUUGAUUAGUUUAGCAUUGGGUGAUCCUACUGUGUUCGGAAACUUUAAUGUCGAUGAUAGCUGUAACGAGUCAGUCAUAAAGCACUUGCAAUCAUUCAAAGCAAAUGGAUAUCCGCCUGCACAUGGAACUGAGCAAGCGAGAGCUGCAGUUGCAGAAAAAUUCAACCAUCCCGACGCUCCACUGACGUCUCGCGAUGUUAUCUUGGCCAAUGGCUGUUCUGGUGCCUUGGAUCUCGCUAUCAAUGCCUUGUGUUCUGAAGGUCAAAAUAUGUUGAUCCCACGACCUGGCUUCUCCCUGUACGAUAACUUGGCUGUCAGCAGAUUUAUCGAACCCAGAUUCUAUAACCUUGUGCCGGAGCGUAGCUGGGAAGCCGAUCUUGAUCACCUAGAGUCUUUGAUUGACGAGAACACUGCCUGCAUACUGGUCAACAACCCCUCUAACCCAUGUGGUUCAGUUUACACUGAACAGCAUUUGCGGGACAUUUUGGCUCUUGCUGAGAAACACCAUUUGCCCAUUAUUGCUGACGAAAUCUACUGUGAUCUAGUUUUUGAGGGCAACACCUUCUAUCCCAUGGCCACUUUGACCAAAGAAGUACCCAUUUUGUCCGUCGGUGGGCUGGCCAAAAAGUAUUUGGUACCUGGAUGGAGAGUUGGAUGGGUUACUGUGCACGAUCGUAAUGGUAUUUUCCGCGAGGUUCAUGAAGGCAUCUUGAGCUUGUCACAACUGAUUUUGGGACCCUGUUCUGUCAUUCAGUGCGCAUUGCCAGAUAUUCUUCACAACACCCCACAGGCCUUCCAUGAUAAGACAAUUGCUCAACUUGAGCACAAUACAAAGGUCAGCGUUGAGGGUAUAUCUAAGAUCCCAGGUUUGACAGCUGUCAUUCCACAAGGAGCUAUGUAUAUGAUGGUCGGAGUCAACGUCUCCGAAUUUAAAGACAUAUCCGACGAUGUUGACUUCACUCAGAAGCUAGUGGCAGAAGAAAAUGUUCUGUGCCUGCCAGGACAGUGCUUUGGUUAUCCCAACUUCUUCCGUAUUGUAAUCACUCCUCCUGCUGAUCGUUUGGAGGAAGCCUACAGUAGAAUGAAGGAAUUUUGUGCUAGACAUCAUAUUUGAUACAAAAAAUAAAAGAAAACCAGAACUCGGUUCAGUAUUGGUUCACCGGAACCGUUCGGAAAUCGACGGCACCCCGGUCGUAACAAAAUCUAAGCCACCCAU
Messenger RNA from Umbelopsis ramanniana AG, 1639 nucleotides. RefSeq lists its product as uncharacterized. The record is from RefSeq and is a predicted model, not a curated record. Gene Ontology annotation, molecular function: pyridoxal phosphate binding; L-tyrosine:2-oxoglutarate transaminase activity. Gene Ontology annotation, biological process: biosynthetic process; aromatic amino acid metabolic process. Lineage: Eukaryota; Fungi; Mucoromycota; Umbelopsidomycetes; Umbelopsidales; Umbelopsidaceae. Bases 308 to 1537 code for a protein of 409 amino acids. The transcript is spliced from 9 exons.